Molecule: messenger RNA, 798 nt
Organism: Morchella sextelata
Lineage: Eukaryota; Fungi; Ascomycota; Pezizomycetes; Pezizales; Morchellaceae
Exons: 4
Coding region: 1-798 (265 amino acids)
Source: RefSeq, a predicted model, not a curated record
AUGGGACGUAUCACCUACACUCCUGGAGAUCCGGAGUGGACUGUACCGAAGGAUGUUGAAAUCCAACUGAGGGGGCGGUGGAGCGGGAUACCGUUGCUUUGCGACAUGGACAUAAUAUUCAACUUAUCCCGACACUCAGAUGUUGAGCUCCAACUAGACGCGUCGCUGAUUGGAGGUUUCAACCCAACGGUAGCAUAUGAUAUUAGUUGUAUGGCAAUGAUGGAAGACGUAGCUGGAGUCAUCAUCGAUGGAGAACUCUGUGUCGACGAUAAGCCCUUCUGGACCCACAAGAUCAAGGAUCGUGGGGUAUACGAAAUCGCGUAUAUCCGAAGGCCCCCCUGGCGGAAUCCAUUGCUCUGGAUCCUCGACUCUUACCGAGGAACGCCCCUGGUCCAGGAGAAGGACAUCCCGGAGCCAAACCCAUACUGGGAGACCAGUGCCGCCUGCGUGCGCCUCAAGAGGCGAGGCCUGGUUACCGCCGGAAGCGAUGAUCAGGAGACCGACAAUAUGAGAAGAGGGGUUAAUUCCUCCUCAUGGACUCGUGUUUCAUCUGAUUUUAUUCUACAGGCUGAAAUGGAGGGGAGGUGGAGGGAUGUGAGGAGGUGGACGAGGUACAAUCCGGUGCCUGUUAAGGGCGGGCCGAUAAGUACGGAACGUCGAUUGAGAAAGGUGAUUUGGGUAGUAGGCUUGGUAGAACUUUUUAUGGUGACGUUCAUCUUGGGUAAAUGUUUAUUUUGGACGCUGAUGUGGUUCUUAACCUCUGUCCGACUAAUAUACGAGACAGUCAUGAUCUCAUGA